AAUCUCUGGAAACGCUAGUAUAGACUGCCCAGGCUUAGACAAUCAUCACGCCUGCACUGCUCGGGUUAUUAAUUGUUGUUUUAAAAGUGGAUAGGACCGACAGCUGUGCCGCCUUUCGAUUGCCUAGGGGAAAAGCAAAGCUAUCCAUCCAUUCAAUAAUCCGGCAGGUCUGCAACAAAUAAAUCCUGUUUCAAGCAGAAUGGGUCCUUUCCAGGAUUAUCAGGAGCACAAGGCAUCAGAGAAGGAGGGCACUCGCAGUCGCAUCCCUCGUCCAGUCCUCCGCCCUUACAGACCAAAAUCUAAGGGAUUGCCGCUGUCAGAUUCACCAUUUUCAGAAGAGGAAAGUAGAGACUGCGACCUCAGCUCUGACCAUUCAAAAACAACCAUUAGCACGAACAGUUUUUGCUCAGAUGACACUGGGUGUCCCAGCAGCCAGUCCAUAUCCCCCUCAUGCUCAGAGAACAGCCCGCUAGUGUCCCCCUCACCUGGCGAGCGGAAGAGCAAGGUAAAGAGGGUACGAGUCAUCAUGGCGGAGUGGACUGCACCCCCAUCCAGGCACAAGAGGGAGCAAAGGUCCUCCAAACAGCGCAAAGGCAGUGAGGCAGACUUCAGCUCCUCGAGCAGCACAGGCAGCGUCAAGAACCGGGAGGCCCUGUCGACCAGCUCUUCAGGGAAGAAGUCCUCUUUCUCGCGCAGCCAUGGCGCCUACAUCAGGAGCAGUAUCCCAGCACAAAAGGCAGCAGUGAGCCCAACUGCCCGCCAGGACAAGGAGCUAUAUGGCCUGUAUCACCCACCUCCCCGCACCUCCCCUUCCUCCAACAGCAGCAGCAGCAAUUCUGGUUCAAGUCCUAUCACCAGGAGAUCCAGCACAAGUCGAUAUCACUCCUGUGGGGACAACCAUGGCAUCAAGGCCCCAAACCCUGAACAGUACCUGACCCCCCUGCAGCAGAAGGAAGUGACCAUCAGACACCUGAAAAGCAAGUUGAAGGAGUCUGAGAGCAGAGUCUGCCAAAGGGAGUCUGAGGUGGACGAGCUGAAGGCACAACUGGGACGAAUGCGGGAGGACUGGAUCGAGGAGGAGUGCCACCGCGUGGAGGCGCAGUUGGCCUUGAAGGAGGCCCGCAAAGAGAUCAAGCAGCUGCGGCAGGUGGUGGAAACGAUGAAGAACAGCCUGAUGGAGAAGGACAAGGGCAUCCAGAAGUACUUCAUCGACAUCAACAUUCAGAACAAGAAGCUGGAGUCGCUGCUGCACAGUAUGGAGAUGGCCCAGAGUGGCUCCUUGCACGAGGAGCCCACCCUGGACUUCCUCUGCGACUCUGCCCCCGGGAAGCCCAUGGCCGAGCUCGGGGACGGGCCGGCGCUGGAGGACCAGGCAGCCGAGAAGAUGGCUGACAGCAGUCUGCUGGCCGAUGACGAGAUGGCCAACCGGACGGACAUCCUGGAACACAUUCUGAUGUCGACGGCCGUGGACUCCAGCCAGGAGGUGAAGCCGAAGCUGUGUGCCAUGCAGUCCAGCCUGCUGCAGGCUUCCGCGGAAACAUUCCCCACCCGCUCCAGCGGCGAACAACAGAUCACCACGCAAGAUAAGGCCAUCCAGACUGACUUCAUCUCCGAGACCCCUGACCUGCAAGACCUCCUGCUUCAGCUGCUGAAACUUCAGACCAAGGGCAACAGUGCCCCCAUUGCCAGUUUCCCUGAGAGUCUUGUGUUAAAGAGCCCAGAAAUACCUGAAGCAGCAAACCUGACUUCCACAGACCCUCUAGCCGCUACCCUGCUCACUCCUGAAGGGCUUAGCGAUUCAGGCCAGUGUUCCUCGCCCAUAGAGGGCGAUGGCUUCAUAGAGGAGCAGGAUUUUGGUAUGAAAACGUCUGUGGAGGAUGCUGGUAGACCGGAGUGUACCGCACUUGUGGAGAAGCGGUACUGGAGCAACAGCUUCCUGGUGGAUCUGGUGGCCCUGGCUGCACCCAUGCUGCCCACCGUGGCCUGGCUGUAUUCCACUCACAGGGGUCAGGGGGCGCCCGUGUACAACAUCGGAGCGCUGAUCAGAGGCUGCUGCAUUGUCGGCCUACACUCCCUCCGCCAGGUCUCCUUGGGCUCAGUUGUGUAACCUGUUCCCACUGCAUGCAAAGAAUAACAAGAACUUCAAAAGUUAGGAAUGGUUAGUGUGUUUUCUACACUUGUAUAUAGAUAUAUAUUUUUGUUGCCACCCUGUAAGUUUUUAAUUUGCACUGUGUACAGUUGCCAUCGGUUGAGGCAAAAUGUUGAAUGAAAGGGAUUUAUUUUGUGUUGUAGUUUCUCUCCCCAGGAUUCAGUUGUUUAAAAUCUGGGUUGGUUGUUAUGUUACUAAAAGUUUGCUGCUUUAAUUUAUUUAUUCCCCUACUUUUUAAAAUGGUAUAUUUGAGGGGUGGGGGAGGGGAGAACAGAUGAUCAAGAGUAAAAUGAGUUUGUUGCCGUAGAAUUUAACAUUUAUGUGGAGUUGUCUUGUUUGUUUUGGAAAAAAAUCCUAAACCUUCAGCCAAAGCUUUAAUGACCUUCACUGUUUGUUUAGUGGAUGUAUUUUCUCUGUGCUGUUAGAGCUUUUAUUUGUUACAGUUCUGUGUUAACUUGUUCAUGGAAAAAAGCUAAAAGCUAUUGCUACAGUACAGUUGACACUUGUUAUGUGCCUGAAUUAUGUGCAAUACCAUUUUACUAUUUACAUGAGAUGUCAUAAUAUAUUUAUUAAAGCAUGAUAGUUGCAA
Conger conger (European conger) is the source of this 2738-nucleotide messenger RNA. It is a transcript of the gene sybu, whose product is annotated as syntabulin (syntaxin-interacting). The coding region runs from base 200 to 2107 and encodes 635 amino acids. NCBI's taxonomy places the organism in Eukaryota, Metazoa, Chordata, Actinopteri, Anguilliformes, Congridae. Gene Ontology annotation, cellular component: vesicle; cytoplasmic microtubule. The record is from RefSeq and is a predicted model, not a curated record. The transcript has 8 exons. Gene Ontology annotation, biological process: axonal transport of mitochondrion; synapse maturation.